Ilex paraguariensis (yerba mate) is the source of this 210-nucleotide messenger RNA. The record is from the annotation of a GenBank genome assembly. NCBI's taxonomy places the organism in Eukaryota, Viridiplantae, Streptophyta, Magnoliopsida, Aquifoliales, Aquifoliaceae.
AUGCGGCAGGCAGGGGUGCAGAAGGCAAGGGCGACGCUUCGACAUGCGACACAACAGGCAAGGGCGUCGAAGGCAGAGACGAGGGUGAAAAAGCAACGGGCGGAGGCAUUAUGCAAGGAGCGUCAUGGGCGCCUAGGGUUAUAUGACAAGCGCGACCGACGUAUAGAUAUCGUGGCAAGCAUUGGCACAUGGGCAGGCACUGGUGCGAGA